Guillardia theta CCMP2712 is the source of this 945-nucleotide messenger RNA. RefSeq lists its product as hypothetical. The record is from RefSeq and is a predicted model, not a curated record. The transcript has 8 exons. NCBI's taxonomy places the organism in Eukaryota, Cryptophyceae, Pyrenomonadales, Geminigeraceae. Gene Ontology annotation, molecular function: Hsp70 protein binding. Gene Ontology annotation, cellular component: cytoplasm. The annotation marks the transcript as partial. Gene Ontology annotation, biological process: protein refolding.
AAGGAUUACUACAAGAUCCUUGGGGUCUUGCCCAAUGCCAAGCCUGCUGAAAUCAAGAAAGCCUAUCAUAAGAUGUCGUUGAAGUAUCAUCCCGAUAAGAACAAGGAGGAAGGAGCAGAGGAGCGGUUCAUGAUGAUCGCCGAGGCGUAUGAAGUGCUCUCCGACGAAGAGAGGAGGCGAGCAUACGACAACAGAGGGGAGUUCUACUUCAACUACAAACCUCCAGCAGAGGAAAAGCCGACAAAGGCGUCUGACAUGAUGGUGACAUUGGACGUCGAGCUGCUCGACCUCUACCUCGGUAGCGAGUUCAACGUCUCCUUCACACGGCAGGAGGUCUGCAGCCACUGCCACGGCUCCGGGGCAGCGCACAAGCACGAUAUCUUGCCUUGCCCUUUCUGCCAUGGGUCAGGAUUCCGAUGCUCUCACUCCCCACUCGGAAAGUUUUGGCAGUUCAUGAAUACCACAUGUACGAGAUGUGAUGGAACGGGGAUUUUGGUGAAUUCAUCGUGCCCUGUCUGCGGGGGCAACAGAGUCUUGCUGAAGCAGGUGAGGUGGGAGGUGGGAGCUGAUGAUGCGCAUGUGAAGAUCACGCUAGAGAAUGAAGGGGAUCAGGUUCCUGACUUGUUCCCCGGCUCCGUCCACAUCGGCCUGCGGGUUAACGAGCAUAAAGAUUUCUCGCGAAAGGAGCACGACCUCUACUAUAAGACCAACAUCUCCCUCUUCGAAGCUCUUCUUGGGUUCGUCAUGAACAUAACACACCUUGACAACCAUUCGGUCGAGAUAAAGCACGAUGCUGUCUCUACCCCGGGGAACAUGAAGGUGAUCGCCAACGAGGGUAUGCCGAUCCCAGGAGGAGGAGGGACAUUCGGCGAUCUUGUUGUUGUGUUCGACAUCGAGUUCCCCAAAAAGCUCAACGAGGAGGAGAAGGAGCUUCUUGGAUCGGUG